This is a messenger RNA of Acanthocheilonema viteae, 1050 nucleotides long. The record is from the annotation of a GenBank genome assembly. NCBI's taxonomy places the organism in Eukaryota, Metazoa, Nematoda, Chromadorea, Rhabditida, Onchocercidae.
AUGUCCACGGAAUAUCGGAAGCGGUCAAUUAUCAAAAAUCCUGCUGAUUCCGACAAUGAAAUACUUCCGAAAACUCGAAAUAUUCAUGGCACCAGUUCUCCAGGACGAUCAAGAACUGAUAAGAACGGUACCGUUGAGUCAUCAAAUCGAUUGGCUUUCGUGAAACCCGCACCCUAUAGUGACGACCCGGAAGUCAUUGCGCAACGGGCAUCUAUUGAUUAUUCGCGGAAAAUUACUCUCGAAAUGGCGAGAAAUGGCAAAGCUGGUCGUCCUGUGCGUGUUUAUGCUGAUGGUGUCUAUGAUCUCUUCCAUUAUGGUCACGCGAAUCAACUACUGCAAGCAAAACGUGCUUUUCCAAACGUAUAUCUUAUUGUUGGAGUAUGUGGCGAUGCAGACACUCUCAAAUACAAAGGUCGUACAGUGACGUCGGAGAAUGAAAGAUAUGAAGGUGUGCGCCACUGCCGUUAUGUUGAUGAAGUCUAUAGAAAUGCUCCAUGGUUUUGUACCGUGGAGUUUUUAAAAAACCUGAAAGUUGACUUUAUAGCGCAUGACGCAAUACCGUAUGUUGCACCUGGAGACUCAGAUCUUUACGAGAAAUUUCGGCGAGAAGGGAUGUUUCUCGAAACUCAACGAACGGAAGGCGUUUCGACUAGUGAUGUUGUAUGUCGAAUAAUCCGUGAUUACGAUAAUUAUGUGCGCCGUAAUUUGCAGCGUGGUUAUUCUGCUAAGGACCUCAAUGUUGGAUUUCUUGCUGCAAGACGUUAUCAGUUGCAGAAUCAAGUUGAUCAAUUAAAGCAAAAAAGUUUGGAAGUUAUAAAAACAUGGCGUAAUAAAAAGGAUGAUUUUAUUCGUGGUUUCUUGGAAACAUUGCAAAAAGAUGGCGGAUUCGGUUUUAAUAUUGUUGGCAAUAGAUUGAGAACGCUUGUUUCACGUAGCCCAUCUCCGUUAGACUAUGAAGAGCAAGCGGAAGAAGAUACUGUGGAUGCAGACUCUUGCUGUGAAACAUCUUCAGCAACUAGUUUCGCAGGUGCCAAGAAUGAAACAUACUGA